AUGGCUCGCGGUGGUUUGUCGUCUGCACGAGGUAGGGUUCGUCGCAGACCCCCAGCCAGACGGCAAGAUGAUACCGAUGAUGAGAUUCCUGAAGUCUACCGCGAAAUGCUGGCCGAAGCAGAUGCGCGCGCUGCGAACCAGCAGGACAUAGAGGAUCGGCCGAUCAAAAGGCGAAGAGUCGGCGAGAGGAGAACGCCGCCAGCAACUCCGGUGACAGCCGUGAAAGAAGCAGAACCAGCACCUGCUUCGAGGAAAGACGACGACAACGCAGAUAAACAAGUGCAAACUGUUUAUGAUUUGGACGCUUCCGAUGAUGACUCCGAUAUGGAGUGGGAAGAAGUGGAGAUUCACCAACCUUCGAGCGCUCACCCUGCUCAAGCUGGAGACAGCGACGAGCCCAUCCAGAUUACACUCAACGAAGCCAUCGACAAACCACGAAAGGCGGUCGUGGCCAGACGAAAACCAGCCUCGGCUGCUGAGAAGAAGCUUAGAUUAGAUAUCCACAAGGUUCAUGUCCUCUGUCUACUUAGCCAUGUUCACCUGCGCAAUCUGUGGUGCAACGACGAGGAAGUCCAAAAAUUCUUAAAGCAGAUGCUGUCCAAGCAGACGAUAGCGUUCCUCAAUCCCAAGGAAAGCAUGUCGCAGUUCACUCGAUCUACAACGUUUAUCGAUGGACUGAAGCAAGCCAGUGAAGCGUUCAGCAGGAGGUUCAAGGAAACAAUUCUGCGUGAGGCAGAAACGAUCACUUCCAAAGAGGACUUUCGGAAGCAGGCGAAAACUCUGCAAGGAUCUCGUGAUUUCGGUGCUCAGUUGUUUUGUGCCUUGCUGCGCUCGGUUUCAGUGGAAACACGUCUGGUUUGCUCCCUCCAGCCGCUUCCAUUUUCCGGCGUGGCGAAGGGCAUGACUCCUGUCAAGCAGAAACCAGAGUACAUCGUUAUCUCGUCUGAUGAUCAUGCGAGUUCGAGUGACGACGUAACGCGUUCUCGUCCUCAAACUCCGCCGAAGGCAAGGAGACUUGGUCAGCCGCAAUUCAGCGAAUCCAUUCCCCGCCAGUCUCCGCCGUCCCGGCACAUUGGGGCUUCGCGCAAUUUGCAAACAUCUCCAUAUCCAGUGUUCUGGGUGGAAGCCUUCAAUCAAGCAGUGCAAAAAUGGAUUCCGGUAGAUCCGCUUGUGACGAAAUCCGUGGCCAAGGCUUCGAAGUUUGAGCCCCCCGCCGGUGACAGAUACAACGGCAUGUCCUAUGUGGUGGCUUUUGAAGAAGACGCCUCAGCCAGAGACGUCACUCAGCGCUACGCGAAAGCAUACAAUGCGAAAACACGGAAAAACCGGGUGGAAAGUACCAAAGAUGGUGAAAAUUGGUGGACGAAUACCAUGAAAUUCUUCGAAAAACCUUUCAUGGAAGAUCGUGAUCAACUAGAGAUCAGCGAGCUGACCGCCAAAACGGCGGCAGAACCGAUGCCGAAGAAUAUCCAAGACUUCAAGGAUCACCCGAUCUAUGCGUUGGAGAGACAUUUACGCCGGAAUGAAGUCAUCCAUCCCAAACGGGUGAUCGGGCACGUUUCUCUGAGCAAGUCGGGCUCCAAAAAGGACGCGCUCGAGCCUGUCUAUCGCCGUGCAGAUGUGCAUGUUGUCAGAAGUGCUGAUGGGUGGUAUCGUCUGGGCCGAGACAUCAAAAUGGGAGAGCAGCCGCUGAAGCGCGUUAAGGCUGUGGCCACCGCCCGGAACGACCAAGAAGAUAGGGAUGGGGAUCUGGCGGCGGAGACGCCAAUGUACGCGUUUCACCAAACGGAGCUCUAUCAGCCUCCGCCUGUGGUGAAAGGUAAAGUUCCCAAGAAUGCAUACGGGAAUCUGGAUGUCUACGUUCCCAGCAUGGUCCCACCUGGAGCAUUCCAUCUCAAACAUCCAGACGCUGCUCGAGCAGCUAGGCUUCUCGGCAUUGACUAUGCGGACGCCGUAACGGGCUUUGAAUUCAAGGGCCGGCAUGGAACGGCAGUCUUUAAUGGUAUUGUCGCCGCUACCCAAUACCGAGAGGCUCUCGAGGAGGUCAUCAAAUGCAUAGAAGAGGAGCGGAUCCAGGAAGAGCUCGACAGAAGAUCUGCAGAGGCGCUGCGUCUGUGGAAGCACUUUUUGCUGAAGCUGAGGAUCGCAGAGAAGGUGAAGAGCUACACAAUUGAGGGAGAGGAAGAGGAAAAUCAACAAGAUGAGAAGGAGCAUGAAAUGGGGGAUGUGGAUGUUGCAGAAACAGGCGGAGGGUUCCUUCCGGACUCCGACCAAAAGAUCGCGGAACCUACCAGCUUGGCUCAGUCGACAGCACGAGAUGAAUCUUUAACUGGGAAUGACGAGCAGGCUCGGGUUACUCAAUCCAUUCCGGAUUCAGACGAUGCUUUCGGCGGGGGAGGUUUUCUUCCCGAACCUGUGGGCGGUGCAGAUUCUGUAUCCUCGAAUCCGGUCCUGGCAGCGGGAGCGAGCCCCAGGCCUAAGAAGACAGCUAAGACCCAACCUCGCUACACCCUUGUUGUUGUCCCGAAUGACCAGCGGAAGGACGAGACGGCACCAGCACCUGGUUCGUCUGUCGGAGCUUCAGCGAGUGUGAACCAACAAUGUGAAGUGUUGAGAGACCAGCAUGAACGAAGUCCAAACAGAGUAGAAACAUCUGCUAUAGCAGAGGGCUCCUCGGAAGCCGCGCCGAUUAUGAUUGAGUCGUCUGCAGAAGGGACCUCCAAGUCUGCGAGUGUCGAAGUCCUCUCCCGGCCACCGUCCGCUGCACAUUCACGAGCACAGUCACCGCAACACAUCCCCAGUGAUGAUGAUGACAGUAACCUGGAGCAGAGGUCUUUACUAUCGCAUGACCCAGAGGAUGAAGAUGCGGAGCCAGAGUGGUUACUGUCUGAUUAG
Molecule: messenger RNA, 2895 nt
Organism: Rasamsonia emersonii CBS 393.64
Lineage: Eukaryota; Fungi; Ascomycota; Eurotiomycetes; Eurotiales; Trichocomaceae
Product: DNA repair protein Rad4
Exons: 4
Coding region: 1-2895 (964 amino acids)
Biological process (GO): mismatch repair; nucleotide-excision repair
Cellular component (GO): nucleotide-excision repair factor 2 complex; cytoplasm; nucleus
Molecular function (GO): single-stranded DNA binding; damaged DNA binding
Source: RefSeq, a predicted model, not a curated record